CGCAAACCUCGAAUUCAUUUUGCAAUGGGCCAAGCCACGUCCAAGCCCGUGGGCGAGCGCCGCGCAUUCAUCGAGUCACUGGCGCUGCUUGUUAGCUACACUGUGUACACGGCCUUUUCGUACUACGUCACGUUCACGUGGUUGGUCCCGCUCGUGGACGGCAUGUUUGGCGAUGUGUUUAUCCUCGGUGCGCUCUGCCGCGGCUACUCGACGGUCGUCUACUUCGCCUAUCUCGGUGUCCUCCUCCCGUACGUCGCUACCGUCGUCUUCAACAAGGACGAAUGUUUCUACCGCAUUCCGACGAGCAUGGUCUCGGGGCAUGGCUCCAACGAUACGACCACGUGGCUCAUUACUCUUCCAUGGCUCGUGGUGUGGGUCGCGUUUUUCAUCCUUGGAUGCGUCGUCGCUCCGGAGAAAGGCCGUGCGAUACAAGUGACAGCGGCAGUACCCAAGCCGCCAACACCCGUGAAACCGGUGGCGCUGCCGCCGCCGCGCCCGAUACCACCCCCAGCACAAAUGCAAGAAAAGAAGAUGUCGCUUGGCGAGAGAAUCCUCAGCGCGCUUCUCUCACCACUUUUAAACGCUUUUGUGAGCGGCGUUUUGAAGGACAUGGAGAAGCGGAGCCUCAAAGCCAAUGCAGACCGAGCCGCGUCGUCACGUGGGGCCACGUCGGCGACGGUUGAGCCACCGGUGCCGACACCAAAGGCGAAGGAGCCCAAGAAACCGCUACGGAAGCGGGUGCUCUCGUGGUUCAAGUCGUCGUCCAAACGAUCGCAACCCAGCGGCGAAAAGGCGACGACCAAGUGACUGCGAUCGUUCCCACUCGGUUGCCCGUAGAUAGAUUGACAGACAGAAAACACUGGGUUAUUGAUUCCGAUCAAUACACUUGCAUUGUACACC
This is a messenger RNA of Saprolegnia diclina VS20, 900 nucleotides long. RefSeq lists its product as hypothetical. NCBI's taxonomy places the organism in Eukaryota, Oomycota, Saprolegniomycetes, Saprolegniales, Saprolegniaceae. Bases 25 to 807 code for a protein of 260 amino acids. The transcript has a single exon. The record is from RefSeq and is a predicted model, not a curated record.